AUGCGCAGUAUUGCCAUACGUGGCAUUAACCACAACAACAGUUCCGGCAGUAAAAUAAUUUUCCUUUUUUUAUAUAUUUUAUUAUAAUUUGUUAAUUAUUUAUUUGAAAAAAAAAGUUUACAUUUGUUAUGAUAUUGUGGAAAUAAUCGACGAUUUAUUAAACAAAAUCCGGAGAUCCUCCGCUGAUUAAAAUAUUGUGCCUUUGCUGAACCAAAAUUCACAGCAAAAGAUGCCAGAACUCCAAGGGCUUCCAACUUCACAAGGUCUUCCAUUUCCUGGCCAGACAGUUGGUCCCUGUCCCCAGGUUCCUGAUCAACAACAACUACAACAACAACAGAUAAACCAAUAUUCUGGACAACAGCCUCUCAUGAAAAAUCCGAAUCAAAUAUCUCCUCUACUGGAUCAAUCAAAUUCCCCAGGUUAUCAACAAAGCCAAUUUCCCCCAUCUUCACUGCCAGGUCAAUUAAAUUCCUCUGGACCUCCACAAAACCAAUAUCCACCAUCAUCAUCAAUACCAGGACAAGUCUUUGGUUCUCAAUAUCCUCCAAAUUCAUUGCCGGGACAGAAAAAUAGUCCUCCAUCAAUGAUGGGACAAUCGCCGUUUCCAUCAUCGACCCCAAGGAAGCAAGAUCCAUCCGUUCCUUUAUUGCCUGGUCAACAAAAUUUACCCUCAACUGGACCACAAUCUUCAUUAGGUUCGGGACAACAAAUUUCCUCCGGUCCUCCAUUAUCUGGGCAGCAAAAUUUACUUCCAGUAGCUUCCAUUCCGGGGCAACAGAAUUUUCCCAAUCCUAUGGGAGGGCAACAAAAGAAUCCCUUAACAACAGGAGAGAACAAUCAUUUUGGCUCGAUGCCAGGCCAGAAUAAUGCAAUUAGAAGUCCUCCAUCAUCGGGACAAGAAAGUCUACAAACUCCUGUGAGAGGUCCUCCAAUGCCGGGUCAACAGAAUUUCUCCAGUUCGUUGGGAGGACCUCAGAUGCCAAUGCCACAAAGUCUACAAACUGCCGUUGGAGGUCCUCCAAUGCAACAGAAUUCGUUGGGAGGAGGUCCGAUGUUAGGGCAACAAAGUUUACAAUCUCCAGUUGGAGGUCCACCGAUGCCGGGCCAACAAAACACAAUUAGAAGUCCUCAAUUGUCGGGACAACAAAGUCUGCAAUCUUCAGUUGGAGGUCCUCCAAUGCCAGGGCAGCAGAAUUUCUCCAAUUCGUUGGGAGGACCACAGAUGCCAAUGCCACAAAGUCUACAAACUGCCGUUGGAGGUCCUCCAAUGCAACAGAAUUCGUUGGGAGGAGGUCCGAUGUUAGGGCAACAAAGUUUACAACCUCCAGUUGGAGGUCCACCGAUGCCGGGCCAACAAAACACAAUUAGAAGUCCUCAAUUGUCGGGUCAACAUAGUCUGCAAUCUUCAGUUGGAGGUCCUCCAAUGCCAGGGCAGCAGAACUUCCCUAAUCCGAUGCUAGGACCCCAGAUGCCAGGGCAACAAAGUUUACAACCACCAGUUGGAGGUCCUCCAAUGCCCGGCCAACAGAAUUUUCCUAAUCCGAUGCAAGGACCCCAGUUAACAAGACAAAAUCCAAUGGCAGGUCCUCCAAUGCCAGGACAGCCUAAUUUCCCCAAUCCAAUGGUAGGACCACAAACACCGGGACAAAAUUUACCCGGACAAGGUUCGAUGCCCUAUCCAGGACAACUGCCAAGUAUGCAACCCCAUUUGACUGGUAAUCAAGCUCCAGGAAUGAAUCAAUAUGGACAAAAUUCGUACAUGGGUCCACCUCUACCGGGUCAACCUCCAAUGCCCGGAAAUCCUGGUUAUCAGCAAGGUUACCAAAACUCAUACCAGGCAGGAUAUCAACAACAGCAAGCCAGAAGAUUAGAUCCCGACAAUAUGCCAAAUCCCAUUCAAGUAAUCCAAGACGACAGAAACUCACGAACUGGUCCCUUUAUCACCAAUCAAAAAGGUCUGGUUCCACCUCUAGUGACCACUAAAUUUACCGUUCAGGAUCAGGGUAAUGCAUCGCCGCGAUUAAUACGCUCUACAAUGUACACGGUGCCCACGACAACGGAUAUUAUGAAACAAACAAGUGUUCCAUUUGGUUUGAUUCUAAGUCCAAUGGCACGUGUCGAGGAUGGCGAAUAUGAACCACCAAUUGUCGAUAUGGGAGAAAUUGGUCCAGUGCGUUGUAUUCGUUGCAAGGCGUACAUGAGUCCAUUUAUGCAAUUCAUUGAUUCGGGUAGACGAUUUCAAUGUAUGUUCUGUAAAGCAACUACUGAAGUACCAGCGGAAUAUUUUCAACAUUUAGAUCACACUGGUCAACGAAUGGAUAGAUAUGAACGUCCUGAAUUGAUGCUCGGUACUUAUGAAUUUAUGGCAACAAAAGAUUACUGUCCGGAGAAUAAAUUUCCCAAUCCACCGGCAAUGAUAUUUAUCAUUGAUGUCACGUACAAUACAAUAAAAUCGGGUUUAGUGAAUUUAAUUUGCGCGGAGAUGAAGAAUAUUAUACGUAAUUUGCCAAUUGAUGCAGGACAAACGAGAACAAAUAUGAAAGUUGGAUUUAUUACCUACAAUAAUACGGUGCAUUUUUAUAAUAUUAAAUCGUGUCUUGCACAACCGCAAAUGAUGGUUGUUGGCGAUGUACAGGAUGUUUUUAUGCCAUUAUUGGAAGGUUUUCUAUGUGAUGCUGAAGAAAGUUUGGAAGUUAUUAAUAAUCUAAUGAGCCAAAUACCAAUGAUGUUUGCCGAUACACGUGAAACGGAGACAAUACUCGCGCCAGCAAUUCAGGCAGGAUUGGAAGCAUUAAAAGCAUCGGAGUGUGCUGGUAAAUUAUUGGUAUUUCAUUCGUCUCUACCAAUUGCUGAGGCUUUUGGUAAAUUGAAAAAUAGAGAUGAUAGAAAUUUACUUGGAACUGAGAAGGAAAAAACAAUUCUUACGCCGCAGAAUAAUGUUUAUAAUACACUUGGUCAGGAUUGUGUUGCCGCUGGAUGUUGUGUGGAUCUUUUUAUCGUUAAUAAUUCCUAUAUUGAUAUUGCAACAAUUGGACAAGUUUGUCGUCUCACUGGUGGUGAGAUUUAUAAAUAUACUUAUUUCCAAGCUGACAUUGAUGGCGAAAGAUUAAUUGCCGAUGUUGUUAAUAAUAUCAGUAGACCAAUUGCCUUUAAUUCUGUAAUGCGAGUGAGAACAUCCACUGGUGUUAGACCAACGGAUUUUUAUGGUCAUUUCUACAUGUCAAAUACAACGGAUGUUGAAUUGGCGAGUAUCGAUUGUGAUAAGGCGAUUGCAAUUGAAGUGAAACACGACGAUAAACUUGCCGAGGAAGAGGGUGUCUAUGUACAGGCAGCACUUCUUUAUACUUCAUGCGCUGGUGUCAGGAGAUUAAGAAUCAUCAAUCUCAGUCUUAGGACCUCGUCACAAAUAGCCGAACUUUAUCGAUCCUGUGAUUUGGACGCAAUUAUUAGUUUUUUCUCGAAAGAAAGCGUUUUUAAAUUAUUAGAACAUUCGCCAAAGGCAGUUAAGGAGAAUCUUAUUUCAAGAUGUGCCAAUAUUUUAGCUGCUUAUAGAAAAAAUUGUGCAGCACCAAGUAGCGCUGGACAAUUGAUUCUUCCGGAAUGCAUGAAAUUGCUACCACUCUAUGUCAAUUGUUUAAUGAAAAGUCAUGCAAUAUUUGGUGGUGCUGAAAUAUCAAUUGAUGAUAAAUCUUGUGAAAUACAAGCGGUUUCUAAAAUGCCCGUCCAUACGUCAGUCAAUUAUUUUUAUCCCCGAAUGUUUGCUUUACAUAAUUUGAAUCCACAGGAAACUGAUUUACCACAAACGAUAAGGUGUUCAAUUGAUAAAAUAACUGACGAUGGAUGCUAUUUAUUAGAAAAUGGAAUUCACAUGUUCCUGUGGCUUGGAUUGGGACUCAAUGCACAAUGGGUUCAAGAAGUAUUUCAAGUUCCGUCCGUUGUUCAAAUUGAUACGGAACGUUCGAAAAUUCCAAUUCUAGAUAAUCCGCUAAAUAAGCGUGUUAAUGAAAUAAUUGCCCGAAUUAAUGAUGAACGACAUCCACGCAUGAGGUUGACAAUGGUGAGACAGAGAGAAAAAUUAGAAAUGGUAUUUCGACAUUUUCUUGUUGAAGAUAAAGGAACAGAUGGUAGUGGAAGUUAUGUUGAUUUUCUCUGUCAUAUGCACAAAGAAAUACGAGCAGUUCUUAGUUAAUAAAUUAAAAAUAUAUAUAUUAUGUAUAUUAAAAUUUCCUGAGGAAAAAAAAAAAUUAAAUUGUUCUAUAUAUAUAGGUAUAAUAAUAAUUGAAAAGAGAAAUAUUAGCAUUUAUGUGAAAAAAAAGAAAAUUUAUUUUCAACUAUAAAAAUUCUUUGAAUAUUGAAUAA
Leptopilina boulardi is the source of this 4359-nucleotide messenger RNA. Its product is annotated as protein transport protein Sec24C-like. Bases 230 to 4189 code for a protein of 1319 amino acids. Gene Ontology annotation, biological process: COPII-coated vesicle cargo loading; endoplasmic reticulum to Golgi vesicle-mediated transport; intracellular protein transport. NCBI's taxonomy places the organism in Eukaryota, Metazoa, Arthropoda, Insecta, Hymenoptera, Figitidae. The record is from RefSeq and is a predicted model, not a curated record. The transcript has 6 exons. Gene Ontology annotation, molecular function: zinc ion binding; SNARE binding. Gene Ontology annotation, cellular component: endoplasmic reticulum exit site; COPII vesicle coat.